Parathielavia appendiculata is the source of this 2460-nucleotide messenger RNA. RefSeq names its product Pkinase-domain-containing protein. Gene Ontology annotation, cellular component: cytoplasm. Gene Ontology annotation, molecular function: ATP binding; protein serine/threonine kinase activity. Bases 260 to 2038 code for a protein of 592 amino acids. The record is from RefSeq and is a predicted model, not a curated record. Lineage: Eukaryota; Fungi; Ascomycota; Sordariomycetes; Sordariales; Chaetomiaceae. The transcript has 2 exons. Gene Ontology annotation, biological process: intracellular signal transduction; protein phosphorylation.
AGCACACAGCGGAACGCGUCCAUUGCAAUGGUGAGUACUUUCUAUCAGCCGCUCCGAAUGCAAGGCUAUCAUAUCUUUGCAGAGCUUCGGUUUUCCUUAUUCUCGGCGCAUAGUACACCUACUGUUACCGAUUUUCAUUCAUUACUCUGUGCGACCUGGAAAUACUUGGCCUUGAAAGUUUCCGCUGUGGGAUCCUGUUAAUGCCAGGACACAAUCUUCCGGCCCCAGUUGUGAAAAUACCAACUAAACAGCAGCAAAAAUGCAACAGUCGCAACUAGAAGAUCUCCCAACCGAUUUGCCCUUCCGAAUCAUCUCCAAGACGAUCGGGAGGGGCGCAUAUGCAUCCAUCAAGAAGGCAAUACCCUUGGAUGCGCCAUCGCCAGUCUUCGCCGUCAAGCUCAUCCACAAGGGUUAUGCCAUCAGGCAGGGCCGCAUCUCUGCCAAGCAAAUUGUCAUGGAGGUGUCGCUGCACUCGCACAUCGGGCAGCACCCAAACAUCAUCGAGUGGUUUGCCACGGGCGAGGAUGCAGUAUGGAGAUGGAUUGCCAUGGAGUUUGCCGAGGGCGGUGACCUUUUCGACAAGAUUGAGGCCGAUGUUGGCGUGCAGGAGGAUAUCGCCCACCUCUACUUCCUACAGUUGAUCAGCGGCGUGAGCUUUAUGCACUCCAAGGGCGUCGCCCAUCGCGAUCUGAAGCCUGAAAAUAUCCUCCUGUCGGGAAGCGGCAGCCUCAAGAUUGCCGAUUUUGGCAUGGCAACCCUCUUCGAGCACAAGGGCGCGAGGAAGCAGAGCACCACUAUGUGCGGCAGCCCGCCCUACAUCGCCCCCGAGGUGUUGCAGUGCGCGAGGCAGGACAAGAAGUCCGCCGACGGCAUAAAGUACUCGGCCAACCUGGUCGACAUCUGGUCCUGCGGCGUCAUCCUGUUCGUUCUUUUGGUUGGCAACACGCCCUGGGAUGAGCCAACCACGGAGAGCUGGGAGUUCCAGGAAUAUGUACGAACCAACGGUCGAAGCACGGAUUCAUUAUGGGGAAGGCUGCCCGCGGAAGCCCUAUCGUUGCUCCGGGGCAUGAUGAACAUCGAGGCCACAAAGCGCUUCUCGUUUGCUCAAAUCCGCCAGCACCCCUGGUAUACCCGGCGCAACCCACUCUUGACAGCGGACGGCAAGGUUUCCGACCCUGUCGCCCUCGCAGCGCAGAUGCUCGCCGGCCUGCGCAUCGACCUCAACGCCGAGCCCACUCCAUCCCAGCGCCAAUCCCAGCCCGAAGCAAUGGACAUCGAUUCACACCCCGCCUCCUCCUGGUCCUCCAAACUCCCAGCCACGCAACCCGAAACCCCCAUCAGUGACGUCCUCUUCGACUGGGAACGGCCCUCGCUACGCACACUAGGCCGGGCCGACUACGCCAUCUCGUCGACCCAACCAUCCUCCGCCUUGCCAUUACCAGGCGCCGAGCCAAGAAGACCGCCGCACAGCGGCUACAACGCCGCUCUCGAGGCCCUCGCCGAAAACGAGCCCAGCAUGAGCCAGUUCUCGCAAACCCCCGGCGUGCCCCUCUCCCUGACGCAGCACGCCCGCCAGUUCCGCGACAUCGUCCCCGCCUACUCGCUCACGCGCUUCUUCUCGCACGUGCCAGCCGCGCUGCUGGUCCAGAUGCUCCGCGACGCCCUGCACCAGCUCAACGUCCCGCUGCCUCAAUACAAACAACCGAACCCGGCCACGGCUGCCGUCGACCACACGCAGGCCAAUGAGCAUGUCACGAUGCUCAAGGUGAGAACGCUGGACGGGCGGCGCCAGGGCUUGCAUGGCGAUGUGCUGGUCGAUCGGUACCGGUUGCCUCCUGCAGCUGCUGGAAUGUCUGGUGAGGCGGAGGAGGACCAGGGACAGGUGGUGGUGGAGUUGCUGGAGGUGAGGUUUGUGAAAGUCAAGGGGGAUCCGCUAGAGUGGAGGCGGUUUUUCAAGCAGGUUGCGCUGCUGUGCCGGGAUGCUGUGUACAGCGGCGAUGGAGGGGGGAGUCGGCUGGUAGAGGGGAGCGGCGCGUAGGCGCUGCUGCUGGGACUUGUGGUGUUGGUGGUGAAAAGGGUGCUAAUGGCGUUGGUGUAAGGAAUGUGGGAAGAGGGAAUAAGGCAUGAUGAGGUUAUGAUGUUGGAUUAUGGAUACCUGGGCGUACCGAAUGGGAUGGCAGGCUAGCAGUGUGUUUGGUUAUUGUUUGGAGACAAUGUCUAGAGGCUGUAUGAUAUGGUUGAGAGGACAACAUGUUGGUGCUUAGGCUGGGUAUCAUCCAUCUCCAGCAGCAUCGUAUUUCAGAACUGCCAUGUUUGGUGAGGUCAGGAUGGUGUCUGUCUGAUUGAGAUGGAGCAGGUCAACGUCUGACGAACAAAACCGUGAAACCUCGAAGUUGUCACCUGAACCUCUCAUUCCGGCAAAAUUUUUAGGAUUCGACGAGACACUCGCCAGGUCAACAC